Messenger RNA from Clupea harengus (Atlantic herring), 2837 nucleotides. RefSeq names its product gamma-aminobutyric acid type A receptor subunit rho3a (gene gabrr3a). Gene Ontology annotation, cellular component: membrane. Gene Ontology annotation, biological process: monoatomic ion transmembrane transport. Lineage: Eukaryota; Metazoa; Chordata; Actinopteri; Clupeiformes; Clupeidae. The record is from RefSeq and is a predicted model, not a curated record. Gene Ontology annotation, molecular function: transmembrane signaling receptor activity; extracellular ligand-gated monoatomic ion channel activity.
AUACCCAGCCCUCCCCCCCACACACACACGUACGGAACUAGAGGAAUAGGACAGGACAGCCAGGGAUCACCAUGGGCAUCAUGUAAGAAAAACACAGACGGCCAACAGAAUUUGGCGCCAAGAUUCACAGAGAAGAGAGACAGCGAGAGAAAGAGAGACAGAGAGAGGGAGUGAGAGAGCACAUGUAUGGGUCCAGGACCUAGAAACUGCAGCCGGGCGAUGGAGGAGUCAACUUUUGGGGCACGUUUGGGCGGCACUGGCACACCAGUCCCACGCCAGACCCGCAGCUGAGGGCACCACUCCCAGAGGACAAGUCCACCCACCCAUCCCUCUCUAGCUCACAUCCUGGCCCUCCACUCUCUGGCAGCAGGCGUCGGGAGCGUCGGGAGCGUCAGGAGCGUCAGGAGCGUCAGGAGCGUCGGGAUGAACGUGCCUCAGAUGGCGCUGCGGUGGGCAUGCCUCUUCUGCCUGUGCCGGGGGGCCUUCAGCAGCAGCACCCACAAGACCCACAGCCGCAAGAAGAACAAGGACGUCUUCUUGGGGGAGAACGCCAAGAACAAACACGGAGGGCGGAUAGACUUUAAGAUGAAGAAAUCAGACAGUACCAAGUCUCUGCUCAUCAAAUCUGAACAGCUCCUGAGGAUUGAGGACCAUGACUUUGCCAUGAGACCUGGCUUUGGAGGUGCAGCCAUUCCAGUGGGUAUCGAUGUCCAGGUCGAGAGCAUUGACAGCAUCUCUGAAGUCAACAUGGACUUCACCAUGACCCUAUACUUGAGGCACUACUGGCAGGAUGACCGUCUGGCCUUCCCCUCCAGUAGCAAUAAGAGCCGCACGUUUGACGCUCGCCUGGUGAAGAAGAUCUGGGUUCCGGACGUGUUCUUCGUUCACUCCAAACGUUCCUUCAUCCAUGACACCACCAUGGAGAACAUCAUGCUAAGGGUCUACCCUGAUGGGAACAUCCUCUACAGUGUUAGGGUUACUGUAACAGCCCUCUGUUCUAUGGACUUCAGCAGUUUCCCCCUGGACACACAGAACUGCUCUCUAGAAUUGGAGAGCUACGCCUAUAAUGAGAACGACCUCAUGCUCUACUGGAAGAACGGGAACGAUUCACUAAGGACUGAUGAGAUCGUGCUCUCACAGUUUUUUAUUGAAGAAUUCCAGCCUUCCUAUGGGCUAGCCUUUUACAGCAGCACCGGCUGGUAUAACCGUCUCUACAUCAACUUUAUUCUGCGGAGACACAUCUUCUUCUUCAUGCUGCAGACCUACUUCCCCACCAUGCUGAUGGUCAUGCUAUCCUGGGUGUCCUUCUGGAUCGACCGCAGGGCCGUCCCCGCCCGUGUCUCACUAGGUAUCACCACGGUGCUGACCAUGUCCACCAUCAUCACGGGCGUGUCGGCCUCCAUGCCCCAGGUGUCCUACGUGAAGGCGGUGGACAUCUACCUCUGGUCAAGCUUCCUCUUCGUCUUCCUCUCCGUCAUCGAAUACGCAGCCGUUAACUACUUCACCACCGUGGAGGAGAUGAAGAGGCUCAAGAAGGGCACGAUGCCUGCCUCCUACAACGCCAACCAGGCCAUGGCGUUUGACGGCUGUUUCCAUGACGAGAUCGACCUAUCACCUUUCCCCGAGCUGCCCACCACGCCCAACACAGACCGUACAGUGGCCCCCCGGAACUCGUCCUCGCCCGCGGAUCCGCCCCCGACUGAGGGCACACGCCUGUGGCGCCGACGGUCCGUGCGUCACAACCUCAGAUUCAUCAUGAGCAACAGCUACAUGAUCGACUCCUACUCGCGCAUCAUCUUCCCCCUGGCCUACCUGCUCUUCAACAUCAUCUACUGGUGCAUGUACUCCUGAGGCACACACACACACACACACACACACACACACACACACACACACGCUGAUGACGCUGCAGCUCACCCGCAAACUAUUUGAGCUGAUGUGCAACCGUGACAUUGAUUUUAUAACUGAUGACGGUGUUGGACUGCUGAAGGGAAGGACAGGACAGCUCUGCGAGAGACCAGGAGUGUUACUGUGUAUGUGCACAGUGGGCAAGCACCCACAACAUCAACCUCCUCUUUGACUACAACUCCAUCAACCCUGGUUCUGCAUGAAGUACUCUUCACUGAAGACUGGCCUAACUUUCAGUCCAGUUCCCCUAUCUACUAUUUCCUUCACUAGUAUGUACUUCACCACCCCUCAGUAUGUACUAAAAGUAUGCACACUAUUACUGUACAGUCUUCUACUACAGUACCCUAAGGAUCUACACUACCUACAUUUACCCACCAUGGUAACAGGAGGACAUCAUGAUUACCAUGACAACAGACCUCUUACUUCCUUGGAGCCCAUCGACUCCUUUCAGUUCUGCCACAGGACCAGGAACACGUCUGACACACACAGCACUAAAGGUCUCACCAAGACACAAGAAUGAUGCGCUGCUGGCUGCCAUAGUGCACCCUGGGAGAUUACAGAGGCAGUAAGAGAGGAUUGUGGGAUAUCUGAAUGCAGUGUGCCCUGGGAGAUUUUUUUUAUAUGAAGAGGUGGAGGACAUAACUUGCUUCCUUAAUGUGAGAUUCCUGAUAUUCUGAUGUUUCCUGUGGUGGUAACAGCCUUCAAAUGCAGUGACUGGCUGUGGUGUCACGGGCUACAAUGGCAGCACAGUCCAACAGAAUAACUGCAGUCUAACUUCGGCUAAGUAAUAGAAGCUAGCACGCAUCUAUGAGAGAUCUAUUUCAGCGCAUUCUCUAGGUGUUUGCUUAAAAGUUCAUAAAUUAUUAUUUGUAUUUAAUAUACGUUAUGAACUUGUUAAGUUUGGUUUAUUAUUUCAUUUCAAUUGAACU